Amyelois transitella is the source of this 504-nucleotide messenger RNA. RefSeq lists its product as uncharacterized. The transcript has a single exon. Lineage: Eukaryota; Metazoa; Arthropoda; Insecta; Lepidoptera; Pyralidae. The record is from RefSeq and is a predicted model, not a curated record. The coding region runs from base 1 to 504 and encodes 167 amino acids.
AUGGGCGAGGAGUACGCGCGCUCCCCGUGCGAGCGUUUUCCGGCGGCGGGCGCGUUCAGCGUGGCGCCGCCGGAGCGGCUCAGCCCGCCGCCGCCCGCGCCGCUGCCGGACCGUUUCUCAGCGUCCCCGAGGCGUGUGCGCCGUUGUGCCGAAGCGGAGCGCGCGCGACGCCCUCGUUAUGUGCCUCCAGCGGCUCACGUACCCGUCGAGCGGUACGUGCCCAGGCCGCCGGCACCAUUGCGGCCUCCACCGCCGGUGUACUGCGGGCUGGCGUGCCGGCCUCCGGCACCACGAAAGUGUUGCGGUCCCGCUUGCCGCGAAGACAUCGCGGGCUCACCGCCUCCAACGCGCUAUGUGGAGUACGUAGGUGCUGCUGCAGCUCGUCGUUUAGCUUGCACCCCACCGCCGCCGCCACCACCAGCUCUACAGCUGCCCUGCGAGCCACAGGAGCCGCCAUGCUGUGUACAGGCUCGCAGAAGACCGCAACCUCCACAUGAUUGGUGA